This is a messenger RNA of Rasamsonia emersonii CBS 393.64, 1896 nucleotides long. Its product is annotated as Protein kinase activator Bem1. Gene Ontology annotation, cellular component: mating projection tip. Bases 1 to 1896 code for a protein of 631 amino acids. Gene Ontology annotation, biological process: conjugation with cellular fusion. Lineage: Eukaryota; Fungi; Ascomycota; Eurotiomycetes; Eurotiales; Trichocomaceae. Gene Ontology annotation, molecular function: phosphatidylinositol binding; protein binding. The transcript is spliced from 4 exons. The record is from RefSeq and is a predicted model, not a curated record.
AUGAAGGCCAUCCGGCGGUCUCUCAAGGGCGACAGGGACUCCAGACCCCAUCACCACCACGUCUCCAUCACCCCCAAGUCCGCCCUCGCCAUCCUCCCCCCGAAAAAGGUCAUCAAAGCGUUGUAUGACUACGAGCCCCCGCCCGGCAACACCCAGGAAUUGGCCUUCAGCAAGGGCGAUUUCUUCCACGUCAUCAGCCGCGAGGACGACACCGAGUGGUACGAAGCGUGCAACCCGCUCAUCCCCAACGCCAGAGGCCUCGUCCCCGUCUCGUACUUCGAGGUGAUCGGCAAGACUGAGCGACACAGCGCCGGCUCGUCCGACGGCCACAAGCAGGAGCCGCACGACUCGGGUUUCGCAGAGCGUGCUGUCCACGACCGACGCGACUCGACGACCACCACCCAGCAAGGCGGCCGCUCCAGGAUGUCGUCGCUCGGCAAAAGCGCGACCGCCAUGGUCUAUGGCGUCGUGCAGUAUGAUUUCCACGCCGAACGGCCCGACGAGUUGGAGGCCAAGGCCGGUGAGGCCAUCAUCGUCAUCGCCAUCUCGAACCCGGAGUGGUUCGUCGCCAAACCGAUCGGUCGCCUCGGUGGUCCCGGUCUGAUCCCCGUGUCGUUCGUGGAGCUGAGGGACAUGACCACCGGCCUGCCCGUUGCCGAUCCCCUCGAGGCGGUCAAGCGAGCGGGCGUGCCCCGCGUGGAGGAGUGGAAGAAGAUGACUGCCGAAUACAAGAACAGCAGCAUUACCCUGGGCAAGCUGGACUCUGCGACGUCGGUGCAGUCCGUCACCAGUGGCAUGGAGAAGAUGUCCAUGCACAGCAACGGCAGCCACGUCAGCCACGACCAUGGAUACAAUCAACGAACUUCUGGCAAGGCAGCAUAUCCUCAUCAACCAGUAUACAAUCAACAGCAGCAUCAGGCCCCGCCGCAGCAACAGCAGAAUCACAGGAAGCUCCUGGCCCCGGUAUCCGCGUCGAUUCCGCGGUACUGUUUCGACAACGACAAAUACUGGUACAUUAUCGAGGCGAGGAUGGAGGACGGCAGUUGCUGGGAAUUGUCGAGAUACUAUCAUGACUUCUACGACUUUCAGAUCGCCUUGUUGGCGCAGUUCGAGGAAGAAGCCGGCAACAAGGGCAAGCCACGGACGCUGCCGUACAUGCCGGGGCCGGUCACGCACGUCACAGAUGCCAUCUCCAACGGACGACGCCAGAAUCUGGAUGAGUACAUUAAGAAGCUGCUCGCCAUGCCGCCCCACAUCUCGCGCUGCCAGCUGGUUCGCGAACUGUUCGCGCCUCGUCCGGGCGACUUUGAGAUUGAUCCGAGUGCGAUGGAGGAUAACAACUGCCGUCUGUCGGGUGAGUCGCAGCAGUCGUCGGCCCACGAUGCCUCGCGCGACUCGCGGCAGUCCUCGCAAGGGCACAUGAGUACGUCGACCGCUGGAUAUGCGGCGCCAGUGAGCGCGCCAGCGAGUUUGGCCCCAGCAAGUGCAAGUGCCAGUGCCAGUGCAAGUGCGGGUGCUCAAAACCGGCCGCCUCAUCAGCGCUCGCAGGCGUCGCAAAGCAGCAAUGCCUCGCAAUCGCGGACGGACCUGCAGCCGCCGAUGAAUCGGCAGCCCAGCUCGCUGACGCAGGUAUCCAACACCUCCAGCACGACGGGGGCGAUGAAAGUAAAGGUGUUCUUCCAGGACGAUAUCAUCGCGCUGCGCGUGUCGAACGACGUCAACUUCCAACAGCUGCAGGACAAGCUGCGGGAGCGGCUCAAGGUGAACAACGACGAGAUGGUGAUCCAGUACAAGGACGAGCAGACGAGCGGGUUUGUCGACAUGCUGAGCGACAACGAUCUGGAUAUGGCGCUGCAGCGGAACUCGAAGUUGACGCUGCGGGUAACGGUGGCAUGA